UAUUUUGAGAUUGAAUGAGAGAUGUAAAUGGUUGAUGUUCUUCUAAGUGCUGUCCUGUGGAAAUAAUCUAGACACGUGCGUCCUACCAGCCAACUUCUUCUCCUUGCUUCGUUGUCAAACCAAAUCCUCUUUCUCUAUUCUUUCAUAUUUUAAACUUCAUUUUCUGUUUACUGUUUCUUUCUUCAUAUUUAUAUUCAUACAACUACUCCCUCUUUCUUUCUCAACCUUCAAAGCAAUGGCAUCCGAUCCUGAGCAACCCACCCGUUCCUCUCUCGCACAGGAAGGAAGGUCAUCCGGUGAGAUUGGGAGUGCAAGGGAGCCUCUACUUAAUAAUGGGGUUCAUGACCCUGAAAGCUAUUCCAUCUCUGCUGCAAUUCUCCCAUUUCUCUUCCCAGCUUUGGGUGGCCUACUAUAUGGCUAUGAUAUUGGAGCCACAUCUUCUGCAACCGUUUCCAUUGAGUCUCCAACACUAAGUGGAGUAUCUUGGUACAACUUGUCUUCCGUUGAAAUUGGUCUUCUUACUAGUGGAUCAUUGUAUGGUGCUUUAAUUGGCUCUGUGUUGGCCUUCAACAUUGCUGACUUCUUAGGUAGAAGAAGGGAGCUGAUUGUUACUGCAUUACUGUAUCUUGUUGGAGCACUUGUAACAGCAUUUGCUCCUAAUUUUCCUGUAUUGGUUCUUGGGAGACUUUUAUUUGGCAUAGGAAUUGGACUGGCUAUGCAUGCUGCUCCGAUGUACAUUGCAGAGACAGCUCCAACGCCAAUACGUGGACAACUAAUCUCUCUAAAAGAGUUCUUUAUAGUACUUGGGAUUGUUGCAGGAUAUGGUAUUGGUAGCUUGUUUGUAGACACUGUAGCUGGGUGGCGGUAUAUGUUUGGAGUUAGUAGUCCUGUUGCAAUAAUCAUGGGAAUUGGAAUGUGCUGGCUCCCACCUUCUCCUAGAUGGCUACUUUUACGUGCUAUACAGAGAAAAGGGGAUGUUCAGAAUUUGAAAGACACAGCAAUUCGUAGUUUGUGCCAGCUUCGAGGUCAGGCUAUUCAUGGUUCAGCUCCUCAGCUAGUAGAUGAGAUUCUGGCAGAACUUUCUUAUGUAGGUGAAGAAAAAGAAGCUACCUUUGGAGAAAUGUUCCAAGGAAAAUGCUUGAAAGCCCUUUGGAUUGGUGCAGGAUUGGUCUUGUUUCAGCAGAUCACAGGGCAACCAAGUGUGCUCUACUAUGCUGCAUCAAUCCUUCAGAGUGCAGGAUUCUCCGGAGCAUCUGAUGCAACCCGGGUCUCUAUUAUCCUUGGGUUUUUUAAGUUGAUUAUGACUGGAGUUGCUGUUGUCGUUGUUGAUAGACUUGGUAGGAGACCUUUACUACUUGGGGGAGUUUCAGGGAUGGUGAUCUCUUUGUUCCUUCUGGGUUCAUAUUACAUUUUCUUGGAUAACGCAGCAGUUGUUGCGGUAGUUGGUCUGCUGUUGUACGUAGGUUGUUAUCAGAUUUCCUUUGGUCCAAUUGGUUGGCUAAUGAUAGCAGAGAUUUUCCCCUUGCGCCUAAGAGGUCGAGGACUAAGUUUAGCUGUACUCGUCAAUUUUGGUGCAAAUGCCCUGGUGACAUUUGCUUUUUCCCCACUGAAGGAAUUACUGGGAGCAGGAAUUUUGUUUUACAUAUUUUUUGUAAUAGCCGUGGCAGCUCUUGCAUUCAUAUACUUCGUUAUACCAGAAACAAAGGGGCUUACACUAGAGGAGAUCGAGGCCAAAUGCCUCUAAUCAGUCACCUUGUUACACCUCUAUAAAUAUCCAUUUUUAGUACUCUGCUGCAACUUUUCUUCAAUCCACUGCAUCUGUAAUGACACGUAUUUUAUGUAUAAACAAUAUGUAAUAAUUAAUUAAUUAAGGUUUAUUUCUCUUUUGUUGUCUGUU
This is a messenger RNA of Cajanus cajan (pigeon pea), 1897 nucleotides long. RefSeq names its product D-xylose-proton symporter-like 2. Gene Ontology annotation, biological process: D-glucose transmembrane transport. Lineage: Eukaryota; Viridiplantae; Streptophyta; Magnoliopsida; Fabales; Fabaceae. Gene Ontology annotation, cellular component: membrane. Gene Ontology annotation, molecular function: D-glucose transmembrane transporter activity. The record is from RefSeq and is a predicted model, not a curated record.